GUGGUAUCGGAGAUCAAUUGUAGAUCCUACAGAAGUCAAACUCAGAGAAAGUAUCAAUGUUAUGAAUUUAGGCCACACUAAAGUAAGAUGAUCUUUUGGGACAGUUUUAUUUCACUGCUGGUAACCACCUACAUACAAUCACCCUAACACCCUUAUGACACACACACACAAAACCUUUUAACAUUUAAUAUUCUAACGAUUUACUGAGCUGGAUGGUUAUGGCUGUGUAAACCUUACCACAGCACGUUUAAACAGUCAUCUCACUGAACACCUGCCUGCAUGAUGAACGGAGAACCUUGUUUACCUCAAUCACUAGGCGACGGCUUUCCUCAUCUUACAGCUGGAUGAAUAUGUUCCUAUCAGCUACCAGGACUGGUAGUGGGACAUGGAUGCAUGUUGGACUCGCUUUCUACUGUCUAUAUGAUUCAGACUUUAAUCAAUUUUGUACACAACAAAAUUCAUUCAUUGCUUAAAAUGGCUCUAGCAAGUGGACACUGGGUUGAAAAGGACACUAAAGGAAUGCCACCCAGCCCGAGAGCUGGUCAUGCAUUUGCUGUGGCAGGAAAUAUUGCAUUCUUGCAUGGAGGCGUCUCAAAUGCAAAUUCUGUGCCUGAAUAUUUAAACGAUUUCUACAUGAUUACAGUUUCACCCUCAGGUAUAACAUGGGAGAUGAUGCCUCAGAAUGGAGUUAUACCACUUGCAAGAGAAGGCCACUCACUUUGUGUUGUUAAAGGAAAACUGUACUUAUUUGGAGGCUCCUGCUAUGCUGAAGCAAAAGAAUGUCUUCCAGGAGUUUACUGCUUCGACGUUGUUACAUUGAAAUGGGAAAAGCUGAACACCGGUGGUGUGGCGCUGAAGACUCUCAGACACAGCUCAGCAGCUUUAGGGGAUAAUAUCUACAUCUAUGGUGGAAUUCUGGAGGGAACACCUAGAGAUGACCUUAUGAUGUUCAACACAGUGUCAUUGAUUUGGACGCCUAUCAAAACAAGCGGGACUCCACCAUCUGCAAGAUAUAACCACACGUGUGCUGUUGUCAAUGAGCAGAUCUUCUUGUUUGGGGGAUGUGAAGCAGAUGGAUCCUACUACAAAGACAUUCAUGUCCUAAAUAUAGAGACCCUGACAUGGCAGAAAUGCGAGGUAAAGGGCGAGUCGCCGUUGUCCUGCACUGGUCAGACCUUCACAGCUCACCGUGACAAGGAUAUUUAUAUGUUCGGGGGGAUGAUCCAAAGCUCAGAUGGAAAAAUUUCAUCGACCAAUGAAAUUCACAAGCUGAGUCUGGCAAAGAUGAAAUGGAAGGUACCUCUGUAUGUGGGGAUUCCUCCGGCUAGACGUCACGGCCAUGCAGCCUUUAUUAUUCAUAGUCACAUGUAUGUGUUUGGAGGCAGAAAUGAAGAACAGGAAUUUAAUGACCUGAAGAUAAUGAAAUUAAUCAACCCAUCAGAGAGACAACCCGUGAUGAAGGAGAUUCUGUCUGAAUUUGGGCUUCAGGGUGUUAGUAACAGCUUUGUGCCGACGAAGGUUCCCAAUGUGAGGUAUGAGCUGAGUGAGACGCCAGUGGCCAUGAGGAUCGAGAGAACCGGGUCAGCACAGCCCACAGCUUAUCAAGAUUUCUCCACAGUUCGAGGUGAAGCACUGACACUGUUCCAUAAAGCUUUUGCCAUUUUAGACGAGCAGUUCCAAAAACUAGACAGAGAAAAGUCUGAUCUGUCAGAAGCAGUGGAAGUGCUGCGUUGUGAGAGACAGGCCAUCAAUGAAUAUCAUCAGAAACAGAGCCAGGAAAUUCAAGACAUGCUAGAGAGACACAGACUUCAGAAUGAGGCUUGGCUAAGAGCUCGGGCUGAAGAGAAUGACAAGGAGAGGAAGGAGCUGUGCAAACUCAGGGAGGAAGUGCUCCAUGAGCAGGAGAAGCUGAAAGAAGAGCAGUGCAACAUCCAAAAACGCAGCGAGCACCUCCUGUCCAUUAUGCAGCAGUUCAAAGGCAUGUGAAGACACUGUCUCUAUGGCAACCGGAAGGAGGGGAGAGGGGGCCGAGUUUUUUUGUUUUCCAUCGCACUUCUUCAAUGUCAAAGCUCGCUCACGGGCCGUGCCGUCGAUAUGGACCAUUGCAGAAAUGCAUAUGUGGAUAGUAUAUUUCCAUAAUUACCAUUUAGCUUCUGUCCUACAGACAGAGACAGAUGGAAUUAUGUGACUAAAAAAAUAAAAACAGCUAAUUUGACUAAGCAAGAAAAAUGCAGACAUUUAGAACUGAGAGCCAGAAGAAACAAAUACUAGAAAAUGGAUUGAUUAAUUUAAUUGAUUUAAAAUCAUGUGUUGUCGAAUAUAAAUAGGUUUGUGAAGCCUAUUGCCUUUCCUUUGUUGUUGUCUUUAUCUUAAAGAAUGUAGAUAAAACAGCUAUUAAUCUGAUCAUUUCUGAUAAGAUCAUGUUUGAAAUUUAAGUAAUUUACUGAUUAAGCCUGGAUUAUUGCAUGAAAUAUAAUAAAAGCUUAGGCAUGCCUGUCCAUAAGCUCGACUUUUUUGUUCUGAUGAGUAUCCCAGGUCUAUUCUGCUAUCAGUUUAAUAAUAUUUUGUAACAUAUAAUAUAUCAUAUCAGAAGCUUUUUUUGGGCUAAUUAUCAUUUCAAUAUUUAAUUCUUUGUCAAUGGGUGUAUUCGCAUUUAUUACACUGUGUAUUAAACAUGGGUAUAGGGAUCAGUUGUGUUUUCUAUGGUUUGUAAGCAUGCUCGAUGUUACUAUAACAGGUCUGAAUAAAACGGCUUUCGGGUCAGGGUCCCGGUAGAUCUGGAGCCUAUCCGGGAAACACUGGGCAUCAUGUAUAUUGCAGGUCACAGACACAAACUCAUUGACUCCUGAGGACAGUCCAGGAUUUAAAGAAAUCUAAAGGAAAUAUGCACAGAAAAUGCAGUACGAUGAUAAUGUUUAUGCAUUACUGACUUCAGAGUCAGAGUUGUGGUGGGAACAUCUGCCACCCUAUAGCACCCCUGGCCUGAAUACACCUACAUCCUAACUGAAAAGACAUUCUCCUGGUUUUAACAUAGAGAUAAUGUAUUCAGUGCAGUACACAUAGUCAUGAAUGUUUUUUUGUUUUGUUUUUGUUGUUUUUUUAAUCUAACGUGAUUUAUUGAUUCUAAACAAAACCAUACACAUUUUUUUAACCUCAUCCUUGUCGCAUUGUCUGCGCAGACACACAAAUUUUGCCCUCAAGUUGAAAGCAGAGGGUGAAAAAAAAGAUGGAAACUGUACAGGCGCUCACUAUCGUGCAGGAAGUCCGGGUUCCGCGCGGCAGAGACUACCUUCUGAGGGAGGAGCACUAUUUGGCAGAGUGAGUGAGUGAGAGGGAGGGAGCUAGGGGGAAGUCUCGGCCGCAGUUGAGCUCAUCAAAACGGCUGCUGCUGGAUUCAGAGAGCAGGAGAGGAAAUUUUUCCGUAGCAUGCUAUAAAUUCACAC
Messenger RNA from Tachysurus fulvidraco (yellow catfish), 3443 nucleotides. RefSeq names its product acyl-CoA-binding domain-containing protein 6. Gene Ontology annotation, molecular function: protein binding. Lineage: Eukaryota; Metazoa; Chordata; Actinopteri; Siluriformes; Bagridae. The transcript has 18 exons. Bases 394 to 1986 code for a protein of 530 amino acids. The record is from RefSeq and is a predicted model, not a curated record.